AUGGCUGCCAAAAGUUUUGCAGCGCGUCUCCGGCGCUCUCGGCGCUUUCUCAACGGCUUCGUGGCCGGAGCGGUGGUGGGCGCCGCGGGAGCCGGGCUCACGGCCUUGCAGUUCCUCGGGAGUCAGGGCACUGAGGCUGCGUUGGCGGCGAGGGAGCCGGACGGUUCUGCAGAAAAGGCUCUCCUGGGACAAUUUGGAUUUCCUCUAACUGGAACAGAGACUAGGUGUUACACUAACCAUGCCUUGUCUUAUGACCAGUCAAAGCGGGUGCCUAGAUGGGUUCUUGAACAUAUAUCCAAAAGCAAGAUCAUGGGUGCUGCGGACAGAAGAAAUUGCAAAUUCAAGCCGGAUCCCAACAUCCCUCCAACCUUCAGUGCCUUCAACAAGGACUACAUUGGAAGUGGGUGGUCCCGAGGCCACAUGGCUCCAGCGGGCAAUAACAAGUUUUCACCAAAAGCCAUGGCUGAAACCUUCUACCUUUCUAAUAUUGUGCCUCAGGAUUAUGAUAAUAAUGCUGGCUAUUGGAACAGAAUAGAAAUGUACUGUCGAGAACUGACAGAGAGGUUUGAAGAUGUUUGGAUUGUAUCUGGGCCGUUGACCUUACCUCAGACUGGAAGUGAUGGAAAGAAAAUAGUUAGUUACCAGGUGAUUGGUGAGGACAACGUGGCAGUCCCCUCACACCUUUAUAAGGUGAUUCUGGCUCGCAGGAGCCCAGAGUCCACCGAACCGCUGGCACUAGGGGCCUUUGUGGUGCCCAAUGAAGCCAUUGGCUUCCAACCGCAGCUCAGUGAAUUCCAAGUGAGCCUCCAGGACCUGGAGAAACUGUCGGGACUGGUGUUUUUCCCUCAUUUGGAUAGAACUAGUGAUAUCAGGAAUAUCUGCUCUGUGGACACCUGUAAGCUCCUGGACUUCCAGGCGUUCACUCUGUACCUGAGCACGAGGAAGAUUGAGGGAGCCCGAUCGGUGCCCAGGCUGGAAAAGAUCAUGGAGAACCUGAAGAGCACGGGGAUUGAGCCCGAUGAUUACUUCAUGAGCUGCUAUCAGAGGAAACUGGAAGAGCUCAAAGCUAAGGAGCAGGCAGGACUCCCGGAGGGAAAGCCGGCCUAG
Pipistrellus nathusii (Nathusius's pipistrelle) is the source of this 1107-nucleotide messenger RNA. The record is from the annotation of a GenBank genome assembly. Lineage: Eukaryota; Metazoa; Chordata; Mammalia; Chiroptera; Vespertilionidae.